Saccoglossus kowalevskii is the source of this 690-nucleotide messenger RNA. RefSeq names its product EF-hand calcium-binding domain-containing protein 11-like. The record is from RefSeq and is a predicted model, not a curated record. Gene Ontology annotation, molecular function: calcium ion binding. NCBI's taxonomy places the organism in Eukaryota, Metazoa, Hemichordata, Enteropneusta, Harrimaniidae.
UGUUUACUGCACUUCCUGUUCGAAUCACCGUCGAAGUCACCAAUUAAUUUCUUUGUUUUUAUUAUCUAUAUAAGAAUGACUACCACGCUUUUCAAAUUCGGAGGGUACCAACUUCCGGCGCGGCAAAACAUUACUGAAGAGGACAAGAAAACAAUUGCAACAGUUUUCCAUGAAUGUGACCAAGGUCAGAAGGGCUAUCUAUCUCAUGAAGACGUCAAAGUAGCGUUUGUAUCACUCCUUGGUUACAAACCAACUAAGUAUGAAGUAGAAGAGUUGAUGAAACAAACAGAAAUCAUUGAUGGCACUCCACGUAUGGCAUUUGAACAUUUUAUUCAAGUGAUGUCUUCAAAGAUGUCUGUAGUUGACAGGGAUGAUGAGAUUCGUCAGACAUUUAUGGUGUUUGAUAUGCAGUGUAAGGGUUUUUUGACAAUUGACGACUUGAAGAAGGCUUUUUCACAUGUUGCUCCACACAUUGCUGCUCAUCGAGUCGAAGCGGCCUUCAGAGAAGUUGACAGAGACGCCGAUGGGAGAGUUAGCUAUAAAGACUUUGAAUUCAUGAUGAAAUAUCACCUAGAAGAUUUAUAAUAGAUGCACAGCCCAUUGAACCACAAUAUUAUAUCAUCAAUGCUUCCGGAGACGAGGGGUGUGUCGACUCCAACUCUCAGUCAAUAUUUUGAACACUAAUGGCUG